Messenger RNA from Moneuplotes crassus, 1513 nucleotides. Lineage: Eukaryota; Ciliophora; Spirotrichea; Euplotida; Euplotidae. The record is from the annotation of a GenBank genome assembly.
AUCUAACAUAUGGACAAAAGUUCUAAUAAAAGCUUCAAAAAGGAGAAAACUACCAGGUUUGACAAAAAGGAUUGCCAGAUCUCACCUAGGUUCUACCAGAGCAUGAACAAGAUAGCCAAGAACUCCAGCAAGUUUGAUGGCUUGAGUUUGAAGAAAACAAGAAGUCAAGCCAGUGGACCUAAAUAGAGUUGUCAUUAAGACAACUACAAGGCAAGUUUCUCAAAGUCCUAUGGAACUGCACCAGAAUAAUCUCUUAAAACGGAUGUGGCGUAAGAAAGCUUCACCUGAUCAGCAAUUUAAAAGAAGUAGUCAGUUUAAAAGGCCAAAAACUGCUGAAAAGAUUGCGAAAAAGAUGAAAUUUUACUACUCUCCUUAUUCUAACAAAUUAAACUGUGGUAGCUAUAUGGUAUUCAAUGGCAAAUAAUGACCCUCAGCUUGACGCUGAGGUAGAGGAUUUUAAAAUUAACAACGAUCUGCACCAAGAUAGUGCUACAAAGAAAUGGAAACUGGUAUACCAAUAUAUUGAUACCCUCACACCAGAAUUCUAUCAACUUCAAAACGGUAAGAGUAAGAAAAAUGGGAUGAAUGAUUCCCGGAAGCGAUACAAGAAGAGAAAAGUUGAUACUAAGAAAUUCUCUAAGAUGAAUUCCUUCAAGAAAAGCAAUUUCAAAUAGCUCUAGGAGGAGUAAUUAUGACAAGUCAGAAGCCAGCUCUCCUGGUAUAAAAUAAUGAUAGGUUAAAUCUCUCUGAAAGAAUCGACAGCUGUGAAGUAAGUUUAAAAACUUCCAACAAGAAGAUUAAGCUCUUUGACUUUGAGGAUGAGACAUCAAUGAACCAGAUAAAAGAAGAGGAGCAUUAUAUUCAUAAGUCAGAUAAGGAUAUCCAAGUCAUUGAUAACUCAAAGAGUAGCAGCUUCCUGUGCAAAAGCGAUUCAAGCUUGUCCAGAUGCAAGAAUGAGAACAAUCAGGAGGAUAUGAAAUCUUCCCAAAGCUCUAACCUAAGGAUCAAGAUUAAGAAAGUCAAGCAAAGGCCGUUGACUUCCAAGAGAAAUAAUUGUGACUAUAAAUAAGUUUACGAAGAACCUCGGAUAUGUACAGAUGAAAAAUAAUUAUUGCAAAAAUUCAUCCCAGAAUGCAAGCAAUGUAAGGUCACGGAAAACUCGUUCCUCAAAGAGUCACAAGAAAUGAUCUCAGAAUAGAGUCAAUAGAGAGGGUAAAAUCAAAUAUUUCAAGAUUUGAAAUGACUCAAGGAUAAGAGGAAACUACUCAGGUAGCCUCUGGGACGCAGAGAGGGAAGGUUUUACUAACUCCAUUAACGCUUCAACCCGCACUUUCAAAGCCUCAACCUGAAACCCAAACACAAAUCUCCAGAUGUACUUUGAUCAUAAAAAGAAGGUGAAUGAAAUCAAAAGAGCUUUUGACUUCUUAAAAGCUGCCUCUUGAGGACUUUCUAUAAGCCCAAAGGCAGAAUAGAGCGGCAUAUUACUCUAUUAUGGCUUAAUAUCCUUAUUCUC